GAAGCGUCGUGCCAAUAAGGGUUUGGCAGCCAGGUGUUGAUAAGCUAGAAGAGGGAGAAGAGCUUCAGUGUGACCCUUCUGCUUAUAAUUCCCUUCAUGGCUUCCAUGUUGGUUGGCCCUGUUUGAGUUUUGACAUUUUUAGGUGAUAAGUUGGGUUUGAGCCGAACUGAGUUUCCUCACACAUUGUAUAUGGUGGCUGGGACUCAGGCUGAGAAAGCACCUUGGAAUUCGAUAGGAUUGUUUAAAAUCAGCAGCUUAUCUGGUAAGAGACGUGAUGUAGUGCCCAAGAAUCUAGUGAAUGGUGAUGACGGUAUGGAGGAUGAGGAUGAUGAAGGUGAGGACAGUGACAGCGAUGAGGAAAGCGAAGAUGGAGCUUCCUCUGCUCCAAAUAUUCAGGUUCGCAGGGUUGCUUGUUUGUACAGGAUUCGGUUGAUUAGAAUGAAGAACUUAGAAAAUGGGGUGACUAAAGACGUUUUAUUAGAAUCGACACAAUGGGUUACAAGACUGAUCAAAGAUAGGAGACAAGAUCAGAGGUUUAAACGACAAGAUCAAAGAGAUGAUUAGGAAACCCUAAAUCUAGCCGCUUAGUAUGUGAUUUGUUCCAAAAGUCCCUCUCUCGUUGCCUCCUCCUCCUCUCUUAUAGUACCCUUGUGCGUGAUGCCCUAAUCGCGCCUAUCCUUUGGGCCUUGUCGCCCAAAGGCCGAGUAUGUGGGCCUCGAUACUAUUUCGUCCGAGCCGAGUAUAGCUGAUCGGCUCAGCUGACCGGCUUAAAGUACUCUAGGGUCGAGCUGACGUUUCUAGCCGCUAAGCCGACUAAGCUCGAUCGACCUUGUCGGGCUAGGGCCUGUUAUAUGAUGGGCCUUGUGGAGGGAUGUAAUCCAUCUCCUACAAUAAGUCCCCCCCCAGUUCACUUGUGAGCGGCUUGUCGGUCUCAGUGAAUUUGUGGGUCGGGUUCGUUCAUAUAAUAGGACCUAAUGUCGACGAUGGCUCGUUUUAUCGGUGUGUGGUUUUAGUCGCGUACCGCAUCUGGUCGCUCCGUGUUGUGUCUUCUCACGAUGCGUUAUGCUUUACUCGGGAGGUAAACUCCUCGAAUGAAGAGCCCAAGCGGUCUUUGGAUGGUUAACUCUGUUGAGUUGGUUCGGGCCAGAACCGGAGAUUAAUUUUUGUCCGGUUUCUUGAUUGAAAACCGGUUUGGGCGAGAAACCGAACCGUCGCGAGUAGGUUUUUGGGCAUUUAGGCGGCCCUUGAAGCCCAUUUAGGCCUUUGUAGACCUAAUGAUGACGCUUCGAAGGGUGCGCCUCGUUUUUGCUAUAAAUAGGCGUCUCUCCUUCGCUUUCGUCAUUCUUCUCUGCAAGCUCAGGUACUCCACUUUCUCUCCCUUCUCUCUACUUUUAUUUUCUCUCUCUAGAUAAGCCUUCCGUAGCAUAGGGUUUUUUGCUAGUGGUCUAGCUAGUUUAGUCGUUCCCCGAGUAGAAAGGAUAUGGCUCCAGGGAAUCGGCUAUCGCGCGAAGAAAAAGGGAAAGACAUAGCUACCUCGCCAAGCCCGGCUAGGGAUGCAGACGGGGGUCCGUUGGAGGAUUUCGACAUAAUCCAUCGUGAUGCUCUGCGGGAUACGGAGAAUAUGAGCCUUUCCCAGCGUCUUCUGGUCGCUGACGCCCAUAGACAAUUUCGCGAAGAAGCCGAAGAAAACGUUGUGAACGAGGAUAGGGAGGCGAGUGGUUCUGAAGCGCCUAGCCUUGUCGUAAGGCCUAGGAGACGGGCUCGUCGAAGGGGUGGCAUCGGCCAGUCAGACCGUCUUCCCGCCCCGAGAAGUGUUCCGUUCGACGAAGUAGACUGCCGUCCUGUGAUUUAUCACCCUGGCGGGAUUUUCGAAGAACUACCUUCGCUGCCUCCCGAAGCGUUACGCGACCCGCGAGUUCAAUCGUGGAGAAACGUUCUCAGUUCCUGCUCUUCCCACGAGACCGUGAAGAGAUUGCUGAGGGAGUGUGGUGGUGCCGGAGUCACCUUCAUUAUUCCUUCGGCUGAACAACGGCCGUGGUCGCCACCGGUUGGUUACCAGUGCGUGUAUGAAUCCUACUUCAAGGAUCAGACGAAGCUCUGGUUCCCAAUCCCCAGACUAAUCACGUCUUACGCGUUUCGUCGGGAUAUCGCCAUCUCCCAGCUGCUGAACGGGUCGCUGCGCAUAGCCGUCAUGUUGAUGGUUAUGGCCGCGGAGAUGGAUGUUUCGAUGAGCGUGAGAGUAUUUGAGGAGCUAACUUUUACGAAGGCGGAGCCUAACGGGAUCUUCUCGGUAAAGAUGAGAGCGAGUUACAACGUUUUGACCGGUCAUCCCAACAAGACGCAGGAUUGGCAACGUGCAUAUUUCUUCAUUAAGUCCGACGAGCAUGCCUUCGAGGAGCCGCCGGGGGACGAUUAUCGCGUUUUAUGGAAUAAGCAACUUGGUAGAAAUUUGUCUGUUUACUCGUAUUCUGAUCGAUGGUUCUGACGUUCCCUUUUUCUUUUGCAGUUCGUCAUCCCAAUACGAUCGCCUAUCCCGAGAAGUUCUUUGAAACCGCUCAACUGAUCGCGACGCACAGUCAUCUCAGGUGGCCGGAUCUUAGUCGGGAGUGGAUACGUCGACAACAAGCUAGGAUCGCCAGAGGUAAAGUGGCUGUUUACAUUAGAGAGAUGCUCUUGAAUCUUUCUGUAGUCUUCGUAUCUGAUUUCUCUUUCUUGUAUAGUUGAUUGGGAAUCGAGACUUCCUUGUGUACUCGGUCCCCGCAAAUCACGUCUUUCCCUAUUUACUCGGAAGCAACAGAAACUUCUCAACCGAGCUAGAAAAAUGGAGGGAGUUCCCGACUUGAGUGCUUUGUUAAAAGGGAAGCUUCAAAUGCUCUCGACGACACCGUCUUCUGCCGGCGCCUCGGAGGCCAGGCCUGUUCCCGUAGACGGAGAUGCGAACUCCGAGCCGCCAGCUCAGAGUUCCCCAAAGAAGAAGACCAACAAGGCCAACAAGGCCAAAGCCAGGGACAGGAGUGUCCCUUUGGAAGUGGCGCCAUCUUCUGCCAAUGUCACUGAAGUCGCGGCUAAGAAGAAGAAGAAAAAAGGGAGCAAGAAAAGGUCUCGCGAGGAGGCUUCUGUUGAGGAUAGGGAAACCUCAGCUGCCGUAAGGGAUGAUGAUGCGGAAAGAGACGAUCCAGCCGAUUCUACUCGGGGAUCGCCUGAGGAGCGUCCCAAGAAGAAGUCGAAGAAGAAAGCAGCGGAAGACGAUGGGACUUCAGCUCCCGAGAUUCCUUCCAGAAGUGGAGAAACGGCUACCGAAGUCGGAGAUGGAUCUCGGGGUGAAUCUCCGUCGAGUAAGGGAGCCCGUUCGUCUUCUGCGAGGGAGACCGGUGCGGGAAGCGGAGGUUCGCUUCCGCGGAAGACGGGGGGAGGAGUUCGCUUUCCGGACCGCGUAGAGUUCCUUUACGACGAGGCGACUCCGUUGGUCCUGAAUCCACUUCGGUGUGCUGAACUGACUCGCCAGAUCCGUGGUGGGACCAAAGAGUUGCCGCCGGUCGAGGACUUAUACUUCAAAAAGGAGUAUAUUGACGCGGCUAUGGCGGGCAGACGGGUAAACUCGCUUUUCUCCUAUUUCCCUUUUUCUUCCUUAAAAUUUUUCUAAGUUUUUAAUGCUUCACGCAGAGCGACGGGAGCAUGAAUUACCUCGUGGAGAAGUACGACAGCACCCUGAAGCAGACGAUGGUCCAGCUGGGCGCCUCGGAUAAACUCGCACGGACAAGAUUGAGCGUAAUCGAGAGGUUACGCGCUGAGAACAAAAAAGCCGGCGACAAAGCGGCCAAAGAGAAAGAGGUCCUCCGAGUUAAGUUUGAGGAGUUGGAGGACAAGCUGAAGUCUGACCGUCUUGCGAAGAAGGACGCUCUCCGCGAGAAAGCCCGCUUAGAGCGAUUGGUCGCUUCCCUCGAGAAGGAGAAGGCUGAACUCGAGGAAGAGAGGGACGCUGUCGUCGGGACGCUGAUCAAAGAGAGGCAACGUCUGAGGGAUUCUAGGGUUCAGGAGGUCACCCGCGAGAGGAUCAAGGUCCAGACGGCUAUGGUGGACAAGUCUACUCGCUGUAUAGGUAAGGUGAAGGGCUAUCUGGAUCGUCUCAUGGCGCGAGAGAAGGCCAAGAACCUGUACGGGCAGGCUUCAGGAACCAAAAAGUGCCUCGAGAUGAUUAAAGAUAGCGGGGUGGCGAUUCCGCCGAGUAUGAUCAACAUCUUCUCGGAGCAGGAGAAGAUGUAUGAAGCUAAAGUCGCCAAUCUUUACCUCGAGCCGUUCUCUGAGGAUGACUUUGCUCUCUCUCCUCUCAACCUUCCUUCUCGAUUUGUGAAUGAAGAGCUUAUGGGAGUACUUGACCCGUAUGGAUCGAAUGUUGGUCUGAUUGGCCACGAGUCAGCCUCCCAGUUGAUCACUUCCCGCGAGGCGACUGAAGAUCCGAUCGAUGAGCCGAUGGUUGACAUUACUUCUGCUUUAUCGGAGCGUACCGUCGUUCCCGAAGGAACUGCCAUCGAGGAGUGCCUUGACGGGAACGACCCCGAGGAGACCGGGGACGCGAUUCAAACAGACACGGGGGAUGUAGCCGCUGAAGAUCCGGUCUUAGUUUCUUCAUCUGAGGAGCGAGAAGGGGACGAAGUGGGCGAGGAGGAGACCAGGUCAUCGCCGGCGCUUGUUGAAGAGAUGGACCCGAUCCUGCCAGUUUCCGACCCUCCUGCUCCGGUUGAAGGCCUUGGUGAUCAAGUCGUUGAACGGGAAACGACCGAAGCGCUCGACCCGAGUAGAGACGACCAGGAUGUUGUGGUCUGA
Messenger RNA from Brassica napus (rape), 4824 nucleotides. RefSeq lists its product as uncharacterized. The coding region runs from base 3676 to 4824 and encodes 382 amino acids. The record is from RefSeq and is a predicted model, not a curated record. NCBI's taxonomy places the organism in Eukaryota, Viridiplantae, Streptophyta, Magnoliopsida, Brassicales, Brassicaceae. The transcript has 4 exons.